CGACUGUCAAACAACUUUAACCGCACAGCAAACAGCGAGAGAAAGAGCAGAAUCACGCAAGCCGAUUGAUUGUUUUUGGGUGAAUUAGGUGAUUUUAAGGUAAAUUGCUACAGAUAUUUAGUGUUUUGUCGCGAUAAACCAUGUCUGCAAACGUCGCUACUUAUUUGGCGGAGCAAAAGAAAUCCACCGAUAAGGAACUUGCCUCCGAAUGGACCGAGAUUGAGGAGCUGUAUAAUGAAAAGCUGUGGAACGAACUAACAAUUAAGCUGAACACUUUUGUGAAGAAUCCUGCCUUGCAGAACGAGGAUGCCCUGCUUGCACUGUAUCACAAGUUCAUCUCAUCUUUCGAGACCAAAAUCAAUCCGUAUGGGCUGGUGGAAAUCUUGACGGUGGUCAUAUCCUUCAUCAGCGACAAAAAAGAAGCUGUCCUGUUUCUGGACAAGCUCAUGGAGAAGGUGAAGGUGUGCGAUGAAGCGGUCUGGAUGUGCAAAGUUCUCCAGGGACAGAUAUAUUUGGAGCACUUGAAUGAACUCGAUGCGACGAAGAAAAUUAUUGAGGAUCUGAAGGAUAUUCUGGAGGAAGCUGGUAACGUCACACCGGUUCAUGGCAAAUACUAUAUGCUGGCAGCAAAUUAUUAUAGACUUGUAGGACAGCAUAGUGACUAUUACCGUUGCGGACUACAGUUUCUGGGUUGUUCAAUGGAUACAUACCCGAAGGAUCAAUGGUCACAGCAGGCAUUCUUCCUCGGAUUGGCCGCACUGCUCGGCGAGGGAAUUUAUAAUAUUGGAGAACUGCUGGCUCACCCAAUCCUUGAAUCACUGAACGGAAGUGAAAAUGAGUGGCUGGUGGAAUUGCUACGCGCCUUCAAUUCUGGGGACAUUAUCAAGUUUGAACAAAUGAAACCGAAAUGGAGCACGAUUGCCGAUUUGGCCGCCCAGGAGGUGAAACUGCGUCAGAAAAUCUCCCUACUCUGCCUGAUGGAGAUGACCUUUAAGCGACCGGCAAACAAACGCACGAUCACAUUCGAAGAGAUCGCCAAGGAAGCAAAGUUGCCGAUCAAAGAGGUGGAGAUACUUAUCAUGAAAGCGCUGGCACAGGGUUUAGUGAAAGGAGCCAUCGAUGAGGUUGCCGGCGUGGUCAAUAUGACCUGGGUACAGCCGAGGGUGCUGGAUCGCAAGCAGGUGGCCGCGAUGGCAACCACGUUGGACACCUGGAUGGCAUCGAUCACGUCUAUGGAGCUGCUGAUCGAAAGUCGGGCAAGUGAAAUACUUACGAAUUAGGGAACAUUUGUAUCCUGCGGAUUCGAAAACGUGUUUUCAACGUGAAGCAUUAUUAUAUUUAAAAAGAAGCUAUCUUAUACAUGAAAA
Messenger RNA from Toxorhynchites rutilus septentrionalis, 1367 nucleotides. RefSeq names its product 26S proteasome non-ATPase regulatory subunit 13 (gene Rpn9). Gene Ontology annotation, biological process: ubiquitin-dependent protein catabolic process. The transcript is spliced from 6 exons. NCBI's taxonomy places the organism in Eukaryota, Metazoa, Arthropoda, Insecta, Diptera, Culicidae. The record is from RefSeq and is a predicted model, not a curated record. Gene Ontology annotation, molecular function: structural molecule activity. Gene Ontology annotation, cellular component: nucleus; proteasome regulatory particle, lid subcomplex; cytosol. The coding region runs from base 141 to 1280 and encodes 379 amino acids.